CAAUAACAAUACAAUGAUCACGAGGUUUGAGUUUUAAGUUUUGAUUGUUCAGUCUCGACCUACAUCCAUUUAGGCGAGUGAGAAGUAUUAACGGAAUCUUGACUUGUAUGCUAUUGUCGCAUGCAGAGGUGUCAUUGCGAGAUUACUUAGAACAAGGCUUCCGCAUCCACCUGUUGCGCUGUUCAUAUGUAGCAGAGAUGAUGAUGCCAGGAUACAUCACAACGGUAGCGAGAACAGGUUUAUCAAGGAAGGUGGGGUCGAUGGCCUUCCUACAGUGCAUGUUUCUAUCGCUGUUGUUGCGGGCCGCUGCUCACUCUGUAGAUGAGCGUCAAGAUGAAAUUUACGCAAUGUUUCAGAAUGGAUUUCCAAACGAAGUUACCCCACAAACCUAUCCCUCUAACUUUACAUUCGCCUCCUACUAUGGGAAUCACAUGGUUCUACAAAGGGCACCGAGACAGGCCAUCAUCUGGGGGUACUCCCCGAACAUCAGAGAGGUCAUCAAGGUCAAGGUGGAAGGUCAGGAGACAGUCUCAGGAAGGGUUUACAAAGACAGCAUCUACGGUGUCGGCAUCUGGAAGGUGACCUUGCCCCCUGUGUCCCUGCCAGGACCGUUUACAAUCAAAGCCUCAUCAGCUACGGAGAUGAUCACCUUGACGGAUGUCCUGUUUGGGGAUGUGUGGAUCUGCUCAGGCCAGUCCAACAUGCAGUUUACUGUCAACAGGAUGUUCAAUGCAACAGCUGAAAUAGCUGCAGCAUCCAACUUCACCAACAUCCGACUUUUCAGUGUUGCUCUCAAGUUCAACCCCAAUGAAACCCUGGACCUACUGGCUGUCAAUGAAGGAUGGUCCCUGCCCAGUAGGAAGAGCCUGGUUGACCACACUGGGUCAGUUUACUUCUCAGCUGUCUGCUGGCUGUAUGGCAGGCUCAUGUACCAGGAAUUCGGGUAUCCAGUUGGACUGAUCGACACAUCCUAUGGCGGCACACCAAUCGAGGCCUGGUCUUCAACAGAUGCCUUAGCACAGUGCGGAAUAUCUCCCACAGACAUUGUGGAUUCAUACAUAUAUGAGUUUGAGAAGACCCUGCCUGGCUACACCAAUUCCCACACACCCACCCAGCUCUGGAACUGUAUGAUCCACCCGCUACUUAACAUGACCAUAUAUGGAGUCAUCUGGUACCAAGGAGAGAACAAUGCCAUACCUCACUCCAACACCCACAAGUACAACUGCACCUUCCCUGCAAUGAUCUCAGACUGGAGACUCAAGUUCAACCAGGGAUCACUGGGACAGACUGACAAACUCUUCCCUUUUGGAUUUGUUCAGCUUGGACCCAAGGACCCCAAGCCUUCUGUACAAUCUGGGUAUGCUGAGAUCCGCUGGCAUCAGACCGCUGACUAUGGCUAUGUCCCAAAUCCUAAGAUGGAGAAAACAUUUAUGGCUGUUGCCAUGGAUCUGGCAGACUUUGGAUCUCCAUAUGGAUCGGUCCAUAUUCGAGACAAGCCUGACGUUGCUAGGAGACUGUACCUGAGUGGACUGAGAGUAGCCUAUGGUAAGGAGGUGCUAUCUGCUGGCCCUCUACCUACCACAGUUGUAGAGAACUCAACCCAGCUUAUCCUGACUUAUCAGGAAAAAAUCCUGUACCGUAAUCUGGAAGGAUUUGAGGUACUGUGCUCUGUGCCGAGCACUAACAACACAAUCUGGACCCCCAACCCCAUCUUGUCUGCCCUCCCCAGAAGCAUCACACUGUACUCCCUGGUGUGUGGGGAGGGGCAGACUAUCCUGGGGCUCAGAUACAGCUGGAGGGAGUCCCCCUGUGCCUUCAAGACCUGCACAGUAUACUCGGCUGAAAACCCUCUCCUCCCUGGACCUCCCUUCCUGGCAUACAACAAGAUGACCGGAGUGGCCGGGACAGUUCAUGUCAUAGACUGGAACACACCGACUGUCAUUCACUAAACAGUCUCCCUUCCUGGUGUACCAGAUGACCCAGCUGACAGUUCAUACAGGAACACUCUGACUGGACUUCCCUUCCUGGUGUACCAGAUGACCCAGCUGACAGUUCAUACAGGAACACUCUGACUGGACUUCCCUUCCUGGUGUACCAGAUGACCCAGCUGACAGUUCAUACAGGAACACUCUGACUGGACUUCCCUUCCGAAUGGUCCAGAAGAUGGCCAGGGUGGCUGGACCAAUUUAUGUGAAAAACUUUAUCAAUCUGUCUGCCGUUCUUUGAAAUGACCUCACUUCUUGACUUCCCAGAUGUUCAAGUAUUGGAAUGUCCUUAGCAGCUAAUGGUCUUCAAUUUUGUAAAGGGAAAUAACUCCAUCUGCAAAAAUAUGAAAUUAGUUAACACAAAUUAGGAAAUCUGCCAGAGUUUGAAGAGCUGACUACUCAAGUUGAAGUAGGAUCAAUAUAUAAGCAAUAUUUUCCUGCGACCAAUCAGAAAUAUUUGGAGAUUUAAUGUUUGCAGAUCACCUCUAAUACUAACUUAUACUAAUAGUUCUAUAAAAUGGUCUCAAAUGUAUUUAGUCAUGUUUUAUAGCAUCGAAUGAAGUUAUAUACAUAACAAAUUUGUUUACCCAUGGUUAACCCAUGCAUAAAACAAUUCAACAAUUAUUACUUUUUACAGAAAGUAUUAUAUUUCAGGAUGUAUCUGACCAAUGCUAUUCUGAUUUAUUUUGUAUACAUAUUUAUGUUCAUUUUGUGCACAGUCCCAUUUCAGUAAAAAUCUAUAUUUUUUAAAUGUGUCAAAAAUGUUUUAAUAUAAAAAACACAUAUACAUAUACACAUACAGUAUUCAUGUAGUACAUAUGCUUCAUAUAAGGAGAUGUAAGAGUUAUUGAAAAUAUUUAAACUAUAGUUGUUCCUUCUUCUUACCAAUGUUUCAUCAUAAAAGGUUCACUGACAAAAUCCA
Molecule: messenger RNA, 2907 nt
Organism: Haliotis rubra (blacklip abalone)
Lineage: Eukaryota; Metazoa; Mollusca; Gastropoda; Lepetellida; Haliotidae
Product: sialate O-acetylesterase-like
Exons: 9
Coding region: 108-1949 (613 amino acids)
Biological process (GO): carbohydrate metabolic process
Molecular function (GO): sialate O-acetylesterase activity
Source: RefSeq, a predicted model, not a curated record